AGCCCAGUCUCUCCUGCCCUGAUGAACCAUCUCAGAUCUCUGCAAGACAGUUCUCUGACUGCCUCCACACGUCACAAACAUGAUGCUGCCUUCCAUGAGCCUGCCCAGCCUGUCCUGGAUGCUGCUGUCCUGCCUGAUGCUCCUGUCUCAGGUCCAAGGUGAAGAUUCCCCAGCAGACAUGCCCUCUGCACGGAUCAGCUGUCCCAAAGGCUCCAUGGCCUAUGCUUCCUACUGCUAUGCCUUGUUUAUAACACCCAAAACCUGGAUGGAUGCAGACAUGGCCUGCCAGAAGCGGCCCUCAGGACACCUCGCAUCUGUGCUCAGUGGGGCUGAGGCAUCCUUCGUGUCCUCCCUGAUCAAGAACAAUUUGAACGCCCUCUCAGACGUCUGGAUUGGGCUCCACGACCCCACCGAGGGCUUGGAGCCCAAUGCUGGUGGAUGGGAGUGGAGUAGCUCUGAUGUGCUCAAUUACGUUGCCUGGGAGAGAAACCCCUCCACCAGCUCAUACCCUGGCUACUGUGGGAGCCUGUCAAGAAACACAGGAUAUCUGAAAUGGAGAGAUUAUAACUGCUAUGUGAAUUUACCCUAUGUCUGCAAGUUCAAGGACUAGGUCAGAGAGGAUGUCAGCUUCCUGAUUCUGCUGCGAAGCUCCUCAUGGACUUGGAACCAAUUGUGAAAACCCAACUCGGAAUGGGAUUUUCACCCCAUGACCCCAACCUGACUACUUUCCCCUAGCUUCCCCUCCUCCCAGCCUUGUUUAGGCUUUUUGGUUUCUUCCCUAACCUGAGUUUUCCAGAUACAAUAAAAAAAAUAAUUCUUCCA
Messenger RNA from Sus scrofa (pig), 822 nucleotides. Its product is annotated as lithostathine-like. Lineage: Eukaryota; Metazoa; Chordata; Mammalia; Artiodactyla; Suidae. The record is from RefSeq and is a predicted model, not a curated record.